AACUGCCACAGAUUUUCAUAUUUUUAAUAUAAAUGUAAGCAAAAAUUUCGGAACUCAAAAUUACGCGAAAAACAAUACAGAAAAAAAGGUUUUAGAAAAUUGCAAUAUCAAAAUUAACUGUCAAAAUGCUACGACUUCCGGGAAUGCCUCUUCUGCCUGGAGCCCAAUUCUAUGACUAUAGCAAACGACGUCAUCCGCGACAACAGUCCUUGAUGCAUUAUCAGGGCAUACAAAUGCUUUCGGAUCGCCGUGAACCUGAGUUGGUUGAACCCAAUGGCAUUUUGGUCGAUCCCAAAUGCCCGCCAGCUCCUUCGCAAAUGAACACAUUGUGGGCCCCAAAGGUUAUUACCAAACUUCCACCCUGGUUGGCAUAUGAUAAGCAGGUUUUAUGCUUCAGUGCCUAUUUCAAGGAGAACUUAACGGAAAUCUAUCAUGCCCCGUAUCAAGUGCGCAAGGUUAAGAUCUAUUUCUACUUGGAAGAUGGCACCAUGCAAGUGACCGAACCGAAAGUGGAGAAUUCUGGUAUUCCACAGGGUUGUCUAGUGCAUCGUCAACGUAUACCUAAAUCACCGCCAACUGAUCGUGAAUUUAUAUCGAUAUUUGACUUGAAUGUGGACUCUGAUGUCCAGAUUUUUGAUCGUAAUUAUCAUAUAAGCGGUUGUGACAUCUUCACUAGGCAAUUUCUAAAUCGUGCUGGCAUCGCAGUCCCCGAAACGCAACAGGAACCCAAUGAUCCCACGACAGAAAUCCGUAAACGUUCUGGACUGAAGCAAACGGGUAAUGCCAGCGCCAGUGCCCUACCGAAACGUCAUUCGUUUGCUCAAUUCUUGGAGUUCGAUAGGCACGUAUUGAAAUUUCAAGGUUAUUGGAAUGAUCGCAGUGAAUACGGAGAUGUACGUAAAUUGGAAAUAUGUUAUUAUCUGGCAGACGAUACUAUAGAUAUAAAGGAGAAAUUUCCCAAAAAUUCGGGACGUGAAGGACCCAGUACUUUUCUGCGACGUGGCAAGUUGCCAAAAGAAUUCACAGGACUCCAAUUGCCGGGUCAACAGACAUCGGUUACCUUGCUCAAUGUUUUGGGCAGCAAUAUGCGUGAUGUACGUUAUGUGGCCGAUCCAUUGAACACGGGCAAAAAGCAGAUCAACUAUUAUACCGAUCAGGAUCUGCAAAUUGGUGCCGUAUUGAAUGUUUUUCGACGUGCCGUAGUUAUCACCAGUUGUGAUCAGUUUACCCAAAACUAUUACAGAGCGAAAUAUGGCAUUCAGGAUUUCACACCUCAACCGCUGCCAGAGUUCAGUGAUGUGCGUCCAUCUACCCAAGGUGGUGUCCUUAAUCGUCGUUUGCCUCCUUAUAAUGGCUGGGGCAGCUAUGAAGAUUCCGAGGGCAAUUGUCUAACUGUGGAGCCAAAACCACCGCAUGCCGACUUUAAGAAACUAAUGCAAUUCGACGGUUGCAUUUUACGUUUUGGAGCUAAAUUGAUAUCCGCCAUAAGGGAAAAUUUGGAACGUAAUUUCAUCAUUAGUUACUUUCUGGCCGAUGACACUGUCCAGAUUUAUGAGGUGGCGCGUCGUAAUUCUGGUUUUCUUGGCGGUGAAUUUCUGAAGAAGGCAAGGGUUCCGCUGCCAGGACAAGAGAAAUAUAGCUCCAAGCGACCAGAGUAUCAUAAGGCUUAUGAUUUCUUUAUUGGCUCAACUUUAAGUAUGAAGGAUCACAUUUUUCACAUAGUUUCGGCUGAUGAAUUUACCCUAAUCUAUAUGGAACAACAUCCCAACGAGUUUCCCGUGGCCAAUAUUCGUUCAAUUAUGCAAAAAAUACGCGAUGCAGUACGUCCGGAUUAUAAGCAAUUUGUUUUGUCCUGCAAACCAGAAGGUGAUCUUGGUGAAUAUUCCACAAUUGGCUACGAGGCUUUGAAGAGUGCAUUGCUCUCGUAUCUGUCCAAGGAGUCGCUGCUCAAUCAUGAAAUAGUCACCGUGUGUCGCUAUUUCUCGGCUGAGCAGUCACCGCCUCCAAGUUGUGAUAGGAAUCGUGUACGAGCUGCUGCCCAUUUGGAAUUGAAGCGUGCCCUCAGCAACAAUGCCCAAGAGAUGAUAGCCUUAAAUUUUAGUCACAUAAAUCCCACGUGUAAGCCAUAUUUGUCGAAAGCACAGAUUAGAUCUACGUUGCGAGGUUGUCGUUUGCCAUUUAGCCUGGAAUUGGUUGAGGAUAUUUUGCAAGUGCUGCAAAGGAACAGUCAGGGUGAGAUUGAGGUGCGAGAUGUUUUGGAUUUCUUCAAUAUGAAUGCCAAUGAUGUCCCAGACAUAGCACCCCUCAAUAUUGCCUUUGAAUUGUGUCCCAAAUUGCCAUUCCUGCACAAAGGAAAUCUUGUGGAUUUCACUUGGUUCUUGGCCUACUUGGGUCUAGAGGAGGAGCUAAAAAAGUCGAAUAAUUAAAAAAUUAACACACAAACACAUUUCGCACAUUUUUUUCUAUCAAAAAUUGCAUGUAUAUACAAGAAAAAUUCGUGGCAAUAAAUUUUUUGUUUAUAAGGAA
Messenger RNA from Drosophila willistoni, 2526 nucleotides. It is a transcript of the gene Efhc1.2, whose product is annotated as EF-hand domain-containing family member C2. The coding region runs from base 126 to 2426 and encodes 766 amino acids. Gene Ontology annotation, biological process: regulation of neuron projection development. The transcript has 5 exons. Gene Ontology annotation, cellular component: microtubule. NCBI's taxonomy places the organism in Eukaryota, Metazoa, Arthropoda, Insecta, Diptera, Drosophilidae. The record is from RefSeq and is a predicted model, not a curated record.